AUUAUAUAAAUAUAACUGCGCAGUGCAAUCUAUCACUUGCACCAUACUAGUACUAUAAUCAUUUUACUAAAUAUAUUCUAACUAAAGAAGCAGGGGAACAUUUUAAUUCGACCUAAGUUAAACUUGUUCACUAUGUUUAUCAUACUUGUGAGUAUAAUUUUGGUAUCGCUGGCGUGGCUGGUGUGGCAGAACUGGACGCGCCGGCGGGACUACUGGAAAAGGCGCGGCGUGCCGUAUCUCCCGCCCAACCCACUGCUGGGCAGCCUCACUUUCCUGCAGAGAGAAAAUCCUUCAGUAUGGAUGCGUCGAAUGUACGACAGAUUCCGGUGCCCGUACGUGGGCAUUUGGCUGUUCUGGAAACCGGGACUUAUAAUAAAUUGUCCGAACAUCGCGCGGAACGUGUUGGUCAAAGACGCCAAUGUGUUCAAGGACAGGUUCCUCAGCUCGGGGAAGAGCGAUCCCGUCGGCGCUCUUAAUCUGUUCACCGUCAAAGAUCCGCUGUGGUCGUCUCUGCGUCGGCGGCUGACGGUGGUGUUCACGUCGCACAGACUACGCGCGCUGCACCACCUCACUGCAGACAAGUGCGCUCACCUCGUGCAAAGGAUACGCAAUGAAAUCCAACAAAACAAAUACACAGAUCUGAGGGUAUUAUUUGCAGACUUCACGACGGAUAUAAUCGGAUGUGCGGCAUUUGGUCUGGACGGUGAGGCGACGCUCACCGGUCACAGUGCCAUGCGCACCGUGACGCGUCCCUUCAUGGCAUUCAGCGCGCUGCGGGGACUUUGCUGGUCCAGUAUAUUCUUCUGCCCACAACUCGUCGACGUCUUCGGAUUUUCUCUAUUUCCUGAAAGCGCAACAAAAUAUUUCAAAGAAAUAUUUCGAACAGUGGUUGAGAAGCGCGGCGGAUACGACAGAAAAAUUGAUGAGCCCAAAGAUUUAUUGGAUGCUCUUCUGAAAAUACGUCAGGAAAGUCUCAAUGAUAAAGAAGAAAUUUCCGAGGAUAUUAUGGUUGCUCAGGCGGCGAUUUUCGUGGAAGGAGGCUUCGACACAUCCGCCGGAACUAUGACAUAUGUUAUAUAUGAAUUAGCAUUUCAUCCAGAAAUACAGGACAAGGUAUAUGAAGAACUUUUAGAAGCAAAAACUGAACACGGCGUAGAGGGACUCGAUGCAAAUGUUCUGGCUGGUUUGAUUUAUUUCAAUUGCGUUAUUAAAGAAGUUACAAGGAAAUACAGUUCAAUGGGAUGGCUGGACAGGAUUGCGUCACAGGAUUACAAUAUAGACGAGAAUGUGACAAUAUCCGCGGGCACGCCGCUCUAUGUGAACGCUAUCGGCAUGCAUUACGAUCCAGAUUAUUUCCCUGAUCCAAACAAGUUUUAUCCAGAUCGUUUUUUGCCAGAAAAUGAAAAGAAUAUAAAACCUUUUACAUUUAUGCCAUUCGGUGAAGGACCGAGAAGUUGUAUAGGCAAACGAUUCGGUCUUCAGACAGUGAGAUACGGGCUAGCGCAUGUGCUGCUAAACUACGAAAUACAGGCUAUACCUGACUCCCCGAAGCCCUCGCAGGCCAAGAUAGAGAAGAGGGGCAUGUUCCUGAUGCCCGGUGAACCGCUCUACGUUAAAUAUAUUCCGAGAUGUGUUAAAUAGAUUUAAAUAUUUGUGUUAUUA
This is a messenger RNA of Papilio xuthus (Asian swallowtail), 1662 nucleotides long. Its product is annotated as cytochrome P450 6k1-like. NCBI's taxonomy places the organism in Eukaryota, Metazoa, Arthropoda, Insecta, Lepidoptera, Papilionidae. The coding region runs from base 133 to 1641 and encodes 502 amino acids. The record is from RefSeq and is a predicted model, not a curated record. Gene Ontology annotation, molecular function: oxidoreductase activity, acting on paired donors, with incorporation or reduction of molecular oxygen; heme binding; iron ion binding. The transcript is spliced from 10 exons.